CCGGCCUCUCUCCCCGGCUCGCCCAUGAAGAUGCCCUUGCAAAGGGCUCUGGUGGUCCUGGCCCUGCUGAACUUUGCCACGGUCAGCCUUUCUCUGUCCACUUGCACCACCUUGGACUUCAGCCAAAUCAAGAAGAAGCGCGUGGAAGCCAUUAGGGGACAGAUCUUGAGCAAGCUCAGGCUCACGAGUCCCCCUGAGCCAUCGGUGAUGACCCACGUCCCCUACCAGAUCCUGGCCCUGUACAACAGCACCAGGGAUCUGCUGGAGGAGAGGGAGGACGGCUGCACUCAGGAAAACACCGAGUGGGAGUACUAUGCCAAAGAAAUCCAUAAAUUCGACAUGAUCCAGGGGCUGGCGGAACACAGUGAGUUGGCUGUCUGCCCCAAAGGAAUUACCUGCAAGGUUUUCCGCUUCAACGUGUCUUCAGUGGAGAAAAAUGGAGCCAACCUGUUCCGAGCAGAAUUUCGUGUGUUGAGGGUGCCCAACCCCAGCUCCAAGCGCAACGAGCAGAGGAUCGAGCUCUUUCAGAUACUCCGUCCAGAUGAGCACAUCGCCAAGCAACGCUACAUUGGCGGCAAGAACCUGCCCACGCGGGGCACCACCGAGUGGCUGUCUUUUGACGUCACUGACACUGUGCGUGAAUGGCUCUCUCGAAGAGAGUCCAACUUAGGUCUGGGAAUCAGCAUUCACUGCCCGUGUCACACCUGUCAGCCCAAUGGAGACAUCCUGGAAAACAUCCAUGAGGUGAUGGAAAUCAAGUUCAAAGGCGUGGACAGUGAGGACGAUUACGGCCGGGGAGACCUGGGAUGCCUCAGGAAGCAGAAGGACCAGCACAACCCGCAUCUCAUCCUCAUGAUGAUCCCCCCACACCGGCUGGACAACCCUGGCCAGGGCGGCCAGAGGAAGAAGCGGGCCCUGGACACCGAUUACUGCUUUAACAAUGUGGAAGAGAACUGCUGUGUGCGCCCUCUCUACAUCGACUUCCACCAGGAUCUGGGCUGGAAAUGGAUCCAGGAACCCAAGGGCUACGACGCCAACUUCUGCUCAGGCCCUUGCCCCCACUUCCACAUGGCCGACGCAAACCACAGCAAGGUGCUGGGUGUGUACACCUUCUUGAACCCCGAAGCCUCUGCAUCGCCUUGCUGUGUGCCCCAUGACUUGGAGCCCCUGACCAUCCUGUACUAUAUCGGGAAUAACUCCAAGGUGCAAAGUUUCUCUAACAUGGUGGUGAAGUCCUGUAAGUGCAGCUGAGGCCCCGCCCGCAGCCCGGGGAGCAGAGAGAGAACUGCCACAGCCGGCCUGCCUGCUCCUCGGGAAACACAAAAGCAACAGACCUCACCUGGAAGCCUAGAGCCCACAAGCUGCAGCGUCGGGCAAAUGGCCGAGACGGAGGCUCCCUUCUGGAGCGUUCCUUUCUUGUUGGCUCUGAGAAUCACUGUGGCAAAGAAAGUGUGGGUCUGGUUAGGGGAAGGCCGAACUCUUCAGAACACACAGAUGUUUCUGGGACGUGGACAGGUGGUGGGACGGUGGAAGAGGGAUGGCGAGCGGACAGUGGUGUGGCAAUGGGGUUGGGGAGACGGGGAGGAGAAGAGGCAGAGUGUGGCCGGGACAGGGCCAGGCCGGAAGACAUGUCUGAUCGAGGUCAGAUUUGCUCAUUGCUGCCCCACGUCGGCUCUAGGGAAUCUGGAUCACGUUAUGCAUGGCAAGCAUUUCACUUCCGACAGGUUACCAAAACAUGGUCCCCAGUGUUGUCUCUCAUAUGACCUGGGAUGAAGAAUGAAAUCUGUUAAUUUUGCAAACUGUCCUCUGGACACCCAUCAGCAUCAAGGGGCAUUGCAGGGAAAGCGGCCCGGUAAUGCAGAUCCCGGCCCUCAGCUCCACGGGGCCCUAGGGGGACAUUGAACUCAGAAGCAGAAGGUGCAAAGCGACCCUGCUCCUGUCUGCCCUCUGGGUCCCUCCUCUCAGCUUCUUCUCUGGUGGCAUUUCCCCUGGGACAUUUGGCUAGACACCUUCCAGGUCAGGGUACACAUCCGAGAUGGGGGUGCGUGCAGCCCUGGGGGCAUUAUGGGCUUCCCCCUGCCCUGGGCCGUGUUCACCUGGUGUUCCUGGAAGCAGGUGCUAUGUGUGGGGCACGCGGGUAGCUCACUCGUGUGCCACGCAAUGACUCGGCCCAGACGCGUAGACUGAGGUAUAAAGACAAAUACAAAUAUUAAUCUCGAAAUCUUUGUAUAAAUAAAAAAAUUUUGGGGAACCUUGGAUCGUUUCCUCUUCUGGAAGAUUGUUUUUAGGACAGUAAAAGCCUUAUUCUAAAGUGUAAGUCUGAGUCGAUAGUUCAAUCGUA
Messenger RNA from Pipistrellus kuhlii (Kuhl's pipistrelle), 2341 nucleotides. Its product is annotated as transforming growth factor beta-3 proprotein-like. Gene Ontology annotation, cellular component: extracellular region. Gene Ontology annotation, biological process: BMP signaling pathway; transforming growth factor beta receptor signaling pathway; SMAD protein signal transduction. Gene Ontology annotation, molecular function: type II transforming growth factor beta receptor binding; growth factor activity; cytokine activity. The record is from RefSeq and is a predicted model, not a curated record. The transcript is spliced from 7 exons. Lineage: Eukaryota; Metazoa; Chordata; Mammalia; Chiroptera; Vespertilionidae. Bases 25 to 1251 code for a protein of 408 amino acids.